AUGGCUAAGAUCAAGUCAGUACGGUACUACCGUGUGAAGCCUCGUUGGCUGAUGGUCAAGAUCACCGACGAUAAUGGCGAGUAUGGUUGGGGUGAAGCGACGCUGGAGGGCCAUGACUUGGCUGUGGAGGGUUGCCUCGAGGAGAUGAUUCCUAGGAUAAUUGGUCAAGAAGCAAACAACAUUGAGCACAUCUGGCAAACGUUUUGGAGACACGGCUUCUAUCGUGGAGGCCCCGUCUUCAUGUCCGCAAUGUCUGGCAUUGACAUCGCCUUGUGGGAUUUGAAGGGACGGAAUCUCAAAGUACCCAUUUACGAGCUGUUGGGUGGUCAAGUUCGCAACAAAGUCCAGGUUUACUGCUGGAUUGGUGGUGACAGACCUUCCGACGUUGAAGCAGCAGCGAAGAAGCGCAUCGAACAGGGUCUCACAUGUGUCAAGAUGAACGCAACAGAAGACCUCAACUGGGUUGACUCACCCAAGGUGCUCAACGCCACUGUUGAGCGUCUUAAGCAGGUCAAGGCACUAGGUCUCGACGCAGGUCUUGACUUCCACGGUCGCCUGCACAAAGCCAUGGCUAAGCAAUUGGCCAGGGCCCUUGAGCCCUACCAACCUCUCUUCAUUGAGGAGCCUUUGCUGUGCGAGCACCCCGAGGCUAUCAAGCAGCUCUCCGACCAAACUUGCAUUCCCAUCGCUUUCGGUGAGCGUCUUUACACCCGCUGGGAUAUCAAGCGAUUCCUGGAGGAUGCCAGUGUUGACAUUCUCCAACCUGAUAUCGCCCAUGCGGGAGGUAUUUCCGAGACAAAGAAAAUUGCUACAAUGGCCGAGGCAUACGAUGUGGCUAUUGCGCCACACUGCCCUCUUGGGCCUGUUGCAUUUGCAGCGAGCGUACAGGUUGCGCUGUCAGCACCCAACUUCUCUAUCCUCGAAAUGAGUCUUGGAAUGCACUACAACACUGAGGCUGGUGACAUCGACUUGUUGACCUACCUGAAGAAUCCUAAUGUCUUUGAUAUCGAGGGAGGCUAUGUUAAGGCACCGACCGGCUACGGUCUUGGUAUUGAUAUUGACGAGGAGAUGGUGGAGAGGAUCUCUAAAGAAACGGAGCCCUGGCAGUGCAAGGUUUUCCAUGGACCCGAUGGCAGCAUUCGGGAGUGGUAA
Messenger RNA from Colletotrichum truncatum, 1152 nucleotides. Lineage: Eukaryota; Fungi; Ascomycota; Sordariomycetes; Glomerellales; Glomerellaceae. The record is from RefSeq and is a predicted model, not a curated record.